GGUUUUUGUUGUGAAGUGUCGUGUUUAAGAUACAUUUUUUCUAUUUGAAUGUAAAAAUGUGGUAUUUUAUACAUUUUUUGGUAAAUAAAUUACGCCCGAAUAAUUGGUAUAAUAAUUACAUGGUAAUUUAUUCGACUGACUUCAUUGAACCACUUUUGGUCGACUAAAAUUCGAUUGAUUAGACGACUUAUUGUUGAAUAUUUAUUUAAUUUAUUCUUCAUCAUGUAUCUACUUAAUACAAGAGACAGCAAUGCAAAUUGCAGUCAUAAUGAUUAUAUUAAAAGUUUUCUAUCACAUGACAACUUUUUUUAUUGUUGUAAAAUAAUUGUUUCAAAGUGGUUUUAUAUUCUGUUUACUAAUGUUUGCAAUGGAUAUCGUUUGUGAUGUAGUUCCUGCUAAAAGAAAUAAGAGCUGUGGUGAUUAUUCAUCUGUUAAUGAUACUUUACCUGUUUACAAUCUGAAAUAUGAAGAGCGUGAUCUUCAAGAAAUUGUAGUUGAUACUGAAGUUCCCGAUUAUGUUGGUAAAACUCUUAUUCAUCCUUUUAAUCUCCAUUGCAUGCUGUGUAAUAAAACAUGCUGUGAUGAAACGUCCGUGUUUACUCAUAUAAACAGUCCUAAACAUUUGAUGCACAAUUGGAAGAAAAAGGAAGCUAUUGGGAUAGUCAGUAAAGAAUUCAACACAUUUAUACUGUGCUGUUUGUCAGAUUUGAUUGCCUUUGUACAUGUUUAUUAUAAAACCCAUGGAUUGAAUGAAAUUGUUGUUGCUAAUAGAGAAUUUAUUUUUUCUGAAAAUACGGACCACCAUAGUGGUAAUGCAGAAACAAGCAAUAAAAUAGUUGUCACUUCUCCAAGGUUCAUACCACCGGUCGAGAAUUCAGUGUAUUUUAGAAUAAUUGUAGAUCGAGAAGAUUCUCAAUUAUUUUAUGAAAGCAGAGCUGCUAGAUAUUCACAUCUCACUGGUAAUAUUGUUAUUGAAACUAAAGGUAGUAGUUAUCCGAAAAUCGCUUACAUAUAUGAAUUAUUCAACAAAGGAAUACCUUCUUGUGGACCGCUGUUUGUUGACUUACUUGAAUGGUGUUCUGAAAAUAUACCUCCCUCAACUGUUGUCUGGUGUUCUCUUUGUUGUAAAAGUAUAUCAAUUCAGUGUUUACGCUAUCACUUAUCUGAAGAUCACACAGUUUCUAAUUCCCAGUUUUUAUAUGCGUUGAUGUGUCAUAAAUGUGAAACAUUUUUUCUUAUUGAUUAUGGGGAUAAAAUGCAUCAUGUUCACAAUAAAGGGAUUACAAAAAAGAUUUUGAGAAAUCAAUUAAACAAAAAAUUUAAUGCUGUACAUUUGAUGCCGGACAUUUCUGCAGAAGCAAUCGAGAUCUACAUGAAUGAUUUCCAAAAAAGAUAUAACCUGAAAAAAUCUGACUUGAAGUUUGAGUGUUUGCUAUGCUUUUCUCCAUUAGUAAAACGUUUUACUGAAUUUGUGAAUCAUUUGAGAGAAUCAUCACAUUUGGAUAAACUAGUGCAAGAAAGUAGGAAAUUCACUGCUUUUUGUGAUGCAUGUAAUAUUAUUUUGAUAGCUCAGAAUGUUAAUAGACUUUUUGAUCACUUUGAAGUACAUAAGUCAAUUUUAAACAUGAGUGAUAGCAUUGAAGAUUCUCCAAUAAUGGCUACUAGUGAUAUUGAUGUCACAAUGCAAACUGACUCUAAUAACUGUGCUGAGUCGACUAUCAUAUACCCAAAAGUAGCAAAUUUCAGUGAAUCUGCUUUUCAGUUUACUAAUCCAGGAGUUCAAGAUGAUUUUACUGUUACUAGAGAUAUGACUAUUGAAAAUAUUGAAGAAUACAUUGAAGAAACGUUUUAUUCGAUUUAUUCAGAUCUCAAAAAGAUAUAUUUUGCCUGUUUGAACUGUACUUCAUCUAGAAUGGAUAAAAGAUCAUUUUUUAACCAUUUAAAAAAUAGAAAACACCUUAUGAAAGUGCGUCCAUUCUCAGAUUUAAUUUUCUUUGUUAAAAUAUGUGAUAUUUGUCAAAUGUUUCUGUUGGGAUCUCACAUUGAAUUAGUGAAGAAGCACUUUACCUCCACUGAUCAUAAUCAAAAUAUUAAGUGUAGAAUGGAGUUCAUCAAACGACAGUAUGUUGAUAGCUCAGGGAAGAUGAAGUUAGGAUGGUCUGGUAAGCUGACAGACAGAAGUGUGGAGUUAUUUUCUUCUAAAGAAGGGUUAAAUAACCAUAUUGAAUCCUGUUUAAAAGAAGCAGUAGAAAUUUGGCAAAGUGCUUCAUUUGUUCAUGGAAUGCUAGAUAGAGAUAUAAGAAAGACAUUAGAGCCAAUCUGUGGUCACAUAGAUGUUAAAUUUUUUGGUUCAAGAAUCUAUGGAUUAGCUCGGCAAGAUAGUGAUGUGGAUAUAUGCAUUGAUGGUGCGACUAUUCAAGAUUUAGAGCAAGGAUUUUCUAAAUCAAUGAGUUUAUUUUGUGUUAAAGAAAUCAUCAAAGAAGCUAAAGUUCCUAUCAUAAAAGUAGGACACAUAUAUACCUCUCUAGACUGUGAUAUCAACUGUUGCGAUACCGGUGCAGUGUAUAAUUCAGAACUUGUUAAAGUAUACAUAGCUUUGGAUCCUCGAGUGCAGUGGCUAUUAAUGGCAGUAAAAGAAUGGGCUGCCAUUAAUUAUAUCAGAGGAUCUCAGAAAUUCACCAGUUACGGAUUAAUUUGGCUAGUACUCUUUUUCUUGAUGCAACCUGAUAUUUGUUUGGUUCCUCCUGUGAAUCUUUUAAAAAGCCUUUACAAUGGACCUAAAACAUUGAUUAAUGGGUGGAAUUACUCAUUUUCAAACCACAUUGAAUUGAUUAAGCUCCACCAUAACCCAUUGGCUUGUCAAAAAAACAAGUAUGAGCUCCUUCUUCACUUCUUUCAAUAUUAUGCCAUGUUGAAGGCAAAGAGGGUUGUGCUGUUUCCUCUGACUGGAGAAGUCUAUCCACGAUCUAUGCUCGCCAACACGGAUCUGUGUAUCUGCCCAGAAUUAGCAAUGAAUACGGAGGAUACAGAACCUGUAAGAAUAGGUGGGCAGUUUGUGCUGUUAGAUUGUUUUCGUUUGCGAUACAAUAUCUUAAAGAAUGUAGAGGAGAACCUGGCGGAUCAUUUUAAGUUGAUAUGUGCGAAAACGUAUGAGAGUAGCUCCUGGAGGUCUUAGAUAUCUGCUUCUAAUGAAUGUGGAGGCUCCAUGAGUUUUUACUUUCUGCCAUAUAGGAUUCUAAAUGGUAUAUUGACAGUAACAAGAGAAAAUGUAGGAAUUACAUUAAAGUAAUUUAAAAUAUGAUCUUGUUGACUAAUCUAUUUGAUAAUUUAAGUUGAAAAAUGUUUUUUUUGAUAACUUUGCCAUUAGGA
Nezara viridula (southern green stink bug) is the source of this 3369-nucleotide messenger RNA. NCBI's taxonomy places the organism in Eukaryota, Metazoa, Arthropoda, Insecta, Hemiptera, Pentatomidae. The record is from the annotation of a GenBank genome assembly.